UGCACAACAUCAAUAUAUUAACUUGAAAUGCAUUUAAAAUAGUUUAAUGGAGCAGCAUCCUUAUUCAUUUUGAAGCAAUAAAUUGAAGCUGGAUUAAAUUAGUAAAUAAAAUAUGAAUUACAGAGUAAAAAGCACACAAUAAUGAUUACAGAAGAAGACACCUUACUAGAUUGUGAUGACGACGAAGAACAGACGCCAGAUAUCAACACGACAAAUGAUGUUUGUCAAAGAAUAUAUUUGAAAGCUUGUAUUCUGUUCAAAGUUACACCAUCAACAUUCUUGUAUAGACACUUGACUACAGUAAAGGUACCACUACAAAACCAUGCUAUCGGUGAUAUCGGUGCCAAAGCAAUGGCUACAGCACUUGUGGUGAACAAAGUGGUUCAAGUUGUAGACCUUUCCUCAAUUGGGAUUUCGAUUGACGGCCUUGAAUAUAUUCUAGAAAUGCUGGAAGAGAAUGUUUCAAUAACGGACAUUAAUCUAUCCAACAAUUUCUUUAAUUCCAAAGGAGCGAAACUGAUAUCCAGCGUGUUCAUUAAUAAUCAAACAAUUAAAAAGUUAAAUAUCUCAGGCAAUGGGUUUAAGGACGAAGAUUCUCGUUUUCUAGCUGAAAUAAUCGAAGAAAACAACACAAUACAAGAGCUUAUCAUCAGUCGAAAUUCAUUUGGAGAAUCGGCCGGAGAAAACUUUGGGAAAGCUCUUGAGCACAAUAGGACUUUGAUACAUUUCGAUAUCAGCUGGAACCAUCUCCGACAGCAGGGGGCAAUCGAACUUUGUCAUGGUUUGCAGAAUAACAAUACACUUGAGGUGUUAAGAUUGAGCUGGAACGGUUUCGGAUUAGAAGGAUGUCACGAGAUGGGAAAAACAUUAAAAGUCAACAGAACACUUACAGAACUCGACCUGUCGUCAAACAGAGUAAAUUUUGAUGCAUUUAAACUGCUAUUACGUGGUCUGGUAAAAAACAAGAUUCUGAAAACUCUAAAGAUAGGAUUCAAUCCUAUAACAACGGACGGUGCAAUGUCCAUAUUGCGAGCAGUAUUAGAUGAUAGAUGUAAGAGUCUGACCACUCUUGACAUGUCGGACGUGUCAGUUGACAACGACUUUGUUACACUUUUAAAAAAAGUUCAACACAUUCGACCACUGUAUGUAACGCAUGGUAACCUGUUACGUCACGAUGAUCUGAGGAAGGGAGACAAUCCAGUGGUUUUGGAUACAGAUGAUCCAGUUACUAUAUUGUUUGAAUGUGUGAAGACAAAGAACCUAAGAUUGAUUGAUCUGAUGAAGAACUUGGAUAAAGACAACAGUGACACGUUAUCACGGGAGGAAUUAAACAGAGGAUUGUCGGAAAUUGACGUUCCACUGAGCAGACGAUCUCUUGACAUACUGAUGGAAAAGCUAGAUAUAAACAAAGACGGACAAGUGGAUUUCAUGGAACUGAUGACAAAAUACAAGGAGCACGUGAGGCGUGUGACCAAACUUCAGCGGGAAGCAGACGUUGACCUCAAACAUUAUAAACAUUUUGAUAAACUGGAACAGCUUAGAGAAAUGGUCCGAUUACGUCUUAGUCUAACACCAAAUACAGGCCAUUGAAUAAUAAAAUAUUAAUAUUAAUGCAAGAAAAUCAAAAUUUCCCCAAAUCUGCGCCUUCCUAACUCGAGUUUCCAAAGAAAAAUUGACCACUAAAUAGUUACAUGUAUAACUUUAAAAUUUUUUCAUUGUUUUAAAGGCAUCGGUCCAAAUGAAUUCUGUUGUAAAAAGGAAACUGCAUUGUUUUCAAAAAUAUUUCGUUGUUAAAGAAUGUUUGACACUAAAUAGUAAAAUAUGUUAAGUAAAAAUAAUUUGUUUAUUUUAAAAGCAUCAUAUUAAGGUUACAAUAACACUGGCCACCGUUCAGAUACAAAGGCUGAUAAAUUUAGUGCAUUCAAACAUAGAAAAAUAUUGAAAAAUGAUAACUUAAAAAUGAUUACAGUAUUUAUUUAUAAAGUGCGCUUUCCCUGUAAGCCUGCUUCUAUUGUUAUAUUUCUAAACUUUUGUAUAUAUCUCUGUGUAUAGUUUUUUGCAUUAAAUGCUUUAUUCAAUAUAUUGUGUGAAAU
Ruditapes philippinarum (Manila clam) is the source of this 2093-nucleotide messenger RNA. RefSeq names its product leucine-rich repeat-containing protein 74B-like. The record is from RefSeq and is a predicted model, not a curated record. Lineage: Eukaryota; Metazoa; Mollusca; Bivalvia; Venerida; Veneridae. Gene Ontology annotation, molecular function: protein binding; calcium ion binding. Bases 142 to 1590 code for a protein of 482 amino acids. The transcript is spliced from 12 exons.